Messenger RNA from Daphnia pulicaria, 930 nucleotides. RefSeq names its product protein maternal effect lethal 26-like. Gene Ontology annotation, biological process: regulation of proteolysis; proteasome-mediated ubiquitin-dependent protein catabolic process. The coding region runs from base 1 to 930 and encodes 309 amino acids. Gene Ontology annotation, molecular function: ubiquitin protein ligase binding. Gene Ontology annotation, cellular component: cytoplasm; nucleus. The record is from RefSeq and is a predicted model, not a curated record. The transcript has a single exon. NCBI's taxonomy places the organism in Eukaryota, Metazoa, Arthropoda, Branchiopoda, Diplostraca, Daphniidae.
AUGGGUAGCGGUGAGCACUGUGUGACGUGGGUUUCUAAAUUCGAGCGAGCCAAGAAAAAAGCAAACGAGAUCUUUCAGCUGGAUCAUUUCCCCGAGUACAUUUCUUACUUUAUUCUCGUUUACGAUUUCGAAGACAUCAAAUCCGGAGAGGAAAAAUAUCAAGCCGAGUUUGUUUUGACGCAAAGCGCUUACGAUUCUAGUAGGGAACGUUCUGCUAUUUCGGAUUAUUACUACGAGCCGUGCGCAGUUUGGAUGAAUAACAGCGAAGGACAAAAACUGAUGUUUCUAAAAUUUCCUCGUCAUAAAGGAUGGAAAAUAACUACCGCCUUUCGACGGAGAAGCUUUACUGUGAAUAUCUACAUCAAGUUUAAUUCUUUCCGUGAAAUCAACGUGUUGCUCAAACAAUUGACGGACAUUUACGCAAAUCAGUCGAACUGCGACAUCCAAUUUCUUUUUCAAGAUGGCCAGAAAAUCGGAGGCCACAUUUCCAUUUUGGCCGCCAGAAGUCCCGUAUUCGCAACAAUGAUAAACAACCAACCAACCAAAACGGACCCAGUGUUGAUCAAUGACACUCAGCUGGAUAUUUUCAAAGAGCUGCUUCACUUUAUCUACUCCGGUCGGACUAGAGUACCAUUGACUGAAACUAGUGUUUGGUCACUUUUUACGGCUGCGGAAAAAUAUAACGUCGCAAGAUUGAAGGAGGAGUGCACCCGUUUUCUGCUCAUUCAAAUACGGGCGAGCAAUGCAAUCGAUUGGUUAGUUCUGGCAGACUUUCACUCGAUACAGAGUGUCAAAGAAGCUGCUGUGAAAAUCCUAACUGCCAACUUUAAAACCAUUUUCCCGACACACGAAUGGGAGGAGUUCGCAAAGAGCUAUCCUGAUCUGUGUUUGCCAAUUACAUUGACGACGUUUGAACAAAUAAAUUCAUAA